This is a messenger RNA of Aspergillus calidoustus, 621 nucleotides long. NCBI's taxonomy places the organism in Eukaryota, Fungi, Ascomycota, Eurotiomycetes, Eurotiales, Aspergillaceae. The record is from the annotation of a GenBank genome assembly.
AUGGCUGGUACCAGAAACUACGACUUCUUGAUCAAGCUGUUGUUGAUUGGUGAUUCCGGGGUUGGGAAAUCGUGCUGCCUUUUGCGCUUCAGCGAAGACUCAUUUACGCCGUCUUUCAUUACUACCAUUGGCAUCGACUUCAAAAUUCGCACCAUUGAACUUGACGGGAAGCGGGUGAAGCUCCAGAUAUGGGAUACCGCCGGACAGGAACGUUUUAGAACGAUCACGACAGCUUAUUACAGGGGAGCGAUGGGCAUCCUCCUUGUCUAUGAUGUGACAGAUGAGCGCUCAUUCCAGAACAUUCGAACCUGGUUCUCGAACGUUGAGCAACAUGCGAGUGAGGGUGUGCACAAGAUUCUCAUUGGAAAUAAAUGUGACUGGGAAGAGAAGAGGGCGGUUACAACCGAGCAAGGCCAGCAGCUUGCGGAUGAACUUGGGAUACCAUUCCUCGAAGUCUCGGCAAAAAAUAAUAUCAACAUCGAGAAAGCCUUCUACAACCUUGCUUCCGACAUCAAGAAGGGAAUGGAUUCCUCAAAAUCCGAACAGACUGGCUCACAAGGGGUCAGCAUAGACAACCAAGGUUCGGGGAUGGGCGGCAAUACUGGAGGAAAGUGCUGUUGA